Messenger RNA from Zonotrichia leucophrys gambelii, 1743 nucleotides. It is a transcript of the gene DNAJC3, whose product is annotated as DnaJ heat shock protein family (Hsp40) member C3. NCBI's taxonomy places the organism in Eukaryota, Metazoa, Chordata, Aves, Passeriformes, Passerellidae. Gene Ontology annotation, biological process: protein folding in endoplasmic reticulum. The transcript is spliced from 12 exons. Gene Ontology annotation, molecular function: protein-folding chaperone binding; misfolded protein binding. The record is from RefSeq and is a predicted model, not a curated record. The coding region runs from base 145 to 1659 and encodes 504 amino acids. Gene Ontology annotation, cellular component: endoplasmic reticulum.
GCGGGCGCCAGGCAGGGGCGGGCGCGCGCGGCGCGGCCAAUCAGCGUCGCCCACGACCCUGCCCGGAGGAGCUGGAGCCGCCGCUCGGUUGGGCCCGGCCCGGAGCCGCCACUGUCGGGACCGGGGGCGGUGACGGAGGAGGAGAUGGUGUCCCCCGCUGCCUCGGCCGGGCGCCUGGGCUCCGCGCUGCCUUUCCUGCUCGUGCUCCUCGACCUGCAGUACCAGGGAGCUGAGUGUGGAAUAAAUGCAGAAGUAGAGAAACAACUUGAAAUGGGGAAGAAGUUAUUGGCUGCUGGGCAGCUGGCAGAUGCUUUGUCUCACUUUCAUGCGGCCAUAGAGGGAGACUCUGAGAACUACAUUGCUUAUUACAGAAGAGCCACAGUGUACUUAGCCAUGGGCAAAUCUAAAGCAGCAAUUCGCGAUUUAAGUAAAGUGGUUGAAUUAAAGCAGGACUUCACAUCAGCAAGAUUACAAAGAGGACACUUAUUGCUUAAGCAAGGAAAAUUUGAUGAAGCAGAGGAUGACUUUAAAAAUGUGCUCAAAUCCAAUCCCAGCAAUAAUGAGGAAAAAGAAGCCCAGACUCAGCUGACAAAAUCUGAUGAGUUGCAGCGCCUACAUUCACAGGCAUUAUCUGCCUACAAGCAAGAGGAUUAUGGAGCUGCUAUUUCUCUUCUUGAUGAAAUCUUGGCAGUUUGUGUUUGGGAUGCAGAGCUACGGGAACUUCGAGCAGAGUGUUACAUAAAGGAAGGGGAACCAAGCAAAGCCAUUAGUGACUUGAAAGCUGCUGCCAAAUUAAAGAAUGAUAAUACUGAAGCCUUCUAUAAAAUCAGCAAAAUAUAUUAUCAGCUGGGGGACCAUGAAUUAUCUCUCAGUGAGGUCCGGGAGUGUCUGAAGCUGGACCAAGACCAUAAGCAAUGCUUCUCUCUCUAUAAGCAAGUAAAGAAACUCAAUAAGCAGAUCGAGUCAGCAGAGGAAUUCAUCAAAGAAGGCAGGUAUGAAGAUGCUAUCAGUAAAUAUGAGUCUGUAAUGAAAACUGAGCCAGAAGUCCCAGUUUAUUCUACUCGUGCCAAAGAAAGGAUCUGUCACUGCUUAUCAAAGAAUCAGCAGUCUACAGAAGCCAUCAAACUUUGUUCAGAAGUUCUGCAGCUGGAGCCAACCAAUGUGAAUGCCCUGAAAGACAGAGCAGAAGCUUAUUUGCUAGAAGACAUGUAUGAAGAAGCUAUUAAAGACUAUGAGACUGCUCAAGCCAAUAGUGAAAAUGACCAACAGAUUCGGGAAGGGCUGGAACGUGCCCAGAGAAUGCUGAAGCAAUCACAGAAGAGGGAUUAUUAUAAAAUCCUGGGAGUAAAAAGAAAUGCUCGAAAGCAAGAAAUCAUAAAAGCUUACAGAAAGCUGGCAUCCCAGUGGCACCCUGAUAACUUCCAGAGUGAGGAAGAAAAAAAGAAAGCAGAGAAGAAAUUCAUCGAUAUUGCAGCUGCUAAAGAAGUCCUCACUGACCCAGAAAUGCGGCGGAAGUUUGAUGCGGGAGAGGACCCAUUGGAUGCAGAGAGUCAGCAGGGUGGCAACAACCCGUUCCACCGGAGCUGGAACACGUGGCAAGGAUUCAACCCCUUUGGUUCUGGAGGAGGACCAUUUACAUUCAAAUUUCACUUCAGUUAGAGCCAAGACUGUUUCUGGGUGGCUGCUGCUGUUUUUUACUUAAUUCAUUGAAAAAUAAAAAGUCUCUCAGUUCAAGACCCAAAA